AUGAUGUACCACUUAGGAAUUUUCUUUUUUCUUGUGGUGCAUGGCACACACUUGGUAGUCGGUAACCAUGUGUCGUCAUUCACGCCGAGGGCCUCAACCGACAAAGCAUUGUACCUGAUUUAUUUCCACGACGAUGUCGACUCUUCCAAGAGAACCGACUAUGCCCGCGACCUAGAGAAAGCUCUCCCGGAGAAUCACACGCAAGCAAUAACACUUCAUAACAAGAUUUUGACUAUCGCCGCGGUUCUCACCGAGUCCCAAGUCAGCAAAUGGAAAACAGACUCGAUUGAAGCUAUCGAGUCAGAUGAUAGCGAAGUCGACAUCGACGGCAACUUCGAUGACUCGACGAUCCACGCACGAGAUCGAUACCACGAUACCUUUACCCCGAACAGCAACGCUUUUCGCGAUUUCCCGGAGAUGCUGUUUCUCUCGCAGCCGCCGAGAACCGAGCUUGAAGAGUGCCCGGAUUACGCCUAUGACGAUACGGCUGGUAGGGGCGUGGAUGUAUACGUGCAGGAUACUGGAAUCAACCGAAAGCACAUCGAAUUCAAAAACCCAACGGAACGCGAUAAUUUCCCUCGCAAGGGCAGUAUCGAGACGCUGUAUCCUAAGUCGAGUAGGUUUGGGAAUCUCUUCUUUCGUUCGUCGCCUGAUAAGGAUGACGAUGGACAUGGCACUUGCGUGUCAGACAAAAUCAUCGGUACUAAGUAUGGCAGUGCUAAAAGUGCUAAUCUUUUCCUGGUACCUACGGAGACAAACUUCAAGGCACUCGCAGCCCUCCUGGGAAGCUUGACAAAAGCAAGGAUGGUCUUUUAUUUUGCUGGCCUAGCAGCAAUCAUCGAACAUAUUGAGAAAAGACGGCGGGAAAACAAGGAUGCCUUCCCGCCCGUGGUUAAUUGGAGCUACGGGCUUCUAGUGGAUGAAAAGAAGCACAAAAAGACCUUGGAUCAAUGGCGCGAUUUUGUUCGGAGGCUCGAUAAGCUGGGCGCUACUAUGAUCGCGGCAUCUGGGAACGCCGCGCAUAUAGCAGGACGCGAGGAAGUCGACGAAUAUCCCGCUCUUUUUGCCAAGGAAUUUAAGAGCGUCAUUCCUGUGGGAUCCGUCGAUAUUCAUGGAGUAAAAUCUACGUUUUCACAAGGGGGACCCCUGGUGAAGGUACAUGCUCCCGGGCGAGUCGAUGAACACCGCGGUAUGCCCUGUGCAGGCAAAAAGGGAGAGCGCGAUUGGAACGUCGACCCAAAGAACGAGGGCACUUCCUAUUCCACCGGAACCAUUUCUGGGAUCGCAGCCGUCAAGAUUGGCUCAGAUCCAGGGGUUCGUACAGGUAAUACAGGGGAAAAGGUGGCGGCGUGGUUGUAUAGAUGGGCCUACAUCCGUGAGGGUGGCGACGUGCCAUCAGUAUGGAAUACGGAAAUCCCUGACAUAUGCUAA
This is a messenger RNA of Penicillium alfredii, 1431 nucleotides long. RefSeq lists its product as uncharacterized. Gene Ontology annotation, molecular function: serine-type endopeptidase activity. Lineage: Eukaryota; Fungi; Ascomycota; Eurotiomycetes; Eurotiales; Aspergillaceae. The transcript has 2 exons. Gene Ontology annotation, biological process: proteolysis. The record is from RefSeq and is a predicted model, not a curated record. The coding region runs from base 1 to 1431 and encodes 476 amino acids.